AUGACAGAAGGAGUUUUCUUUGUCAGCUGUAAUGACAACUUGUGGAUGAUGGCCACCCUUCGCGAGUUGAUCAUCGAAGUUGCGUUGUUCAUCUUGCUCUAUGGCUUUGAUAUUGGGACAGACAUCAGCGUGUUGUUGGAAGCGCAACAAACUUAUAACGAUUACAGAAGCCUGUUUCAAAAUUCUAACGAUAGUGCACGCAAUGAAUCGAAACAAAUUGGGUUUUGUUCCAGUGGUCCUUGGAACACAGAAGACUAUCAAAGAAACUUAGGGUCUUUUGACAGCACAUUGAUAGCAAUGAAAGUCUUUCUAACGUUAGCGAGCUUUCUUUUCCUUUUGUAUCUGGCUCUUCAUAUAUGGAUCAUUCAUCUCGUUAUUGAAGACCCCGAUCUAGAAGAACACGAAAUCGAAAAGUAUAUCACGGCAAAAUUUGUCUUUGGGUUGACUUGUAGCAUGGUUCAAGACAUCUCUUUGACCAGUCUCUCCGUUGAUUUGUUCGUCAAACGCGCCGGACCUAAAGGACUCAUUUGUUGGGGAUGUUAUUACGAUGAAACUUGCGUGGAUAAGUACAUCCUUGGAAAACGUUUCGAUCACACAACAACACUUCUCGCCAUCGGCCUUACAGCUGUGGUGAUUUUGAGCCUUUACAAAGGUUUUGUUAUAUUCUAUCGAUGGAGCCGAGUCGACGAAUGCCAUUGUUACGAAAUCCGUGCGUGCGUUUCGUUAUUUGUUGGCGGUUGUUUCGCGCUCGUUGUUUUGACUCCGUGUUUGGCGCUGUUCAAGUUCGCGUUCUUCACGCUUCCUUCAGAAUCUGAAAAUGUGUUCAGUGGCAUAACUGAUAGACUGUUUAUGAUCGGUGUCAUGAUAUGGGGUGUUUUCAUUGUAAUAGCCUUUUGUUGUCCCCUGCUACGUUUAUGUUUACGCAAGUCGCGCAGAGCCUGACAAAAUGUUUUAUGCUUCAGAACUGAAGAGUACAAAAUGAGAUGAAACCUCAUGUGGUUGCAUCUAUUUUCUUUUGAAGAUGAACGGUGAGCCAAGUCGAUUCAAUGCUUGA
This is a messenger RNA of Pocillopora meandrina, 1054 nucleotides long. NCBI's taxonomy places the organism in Eukaryota, Metazoa, Cnidaria, Anthozoa, Scleractinia, Pocilloporidae. The record is from the annotation of a GenBank genome assembly.